Ostrea edulis (European flat oyster) is the source of this 726-nucleotide messenger RNA. Its product is annotated as complement C1q-like protein 3. The transcript has 2 exons. Gene Ontology annotation, molecular function: protein binding. Bases 234 to 701 code for a protein of 155 amino acids. NCBI's taxonomy places the organism in Eukaryota, Metazoa, Mollusca, Bivalvia, Ostreida, Ostreidae. The record is from RefSeq and is a predicted model, not a curated record.
AAAUCUAUAAAUAGAUCAUGAUUAAUACGAUGCUAUCGCCGUUUAAACGGCCCUAACACCGACAAAUGGAGCAUCACUUGAAUUAGGUCGCCGCCUCGCCAUUUGAUUUCUUUGCGCAUGACGUCAGCACAUGUAAACACAAAAUUCCAUCGUUUAAACGGCGAUAGCAUCGUAUUAAUCAUGAUGUAUUUGUAGAAUAAUCUUCCGAUAACUGAAUCCUCGCGUCUUGGAGGAUGGGUCCGCGAAAUAAAGUUGUAAGAGGCCGCCUUCUUUUGUCAAAGUCAGCUUCUCCAUCCGUGGAACCGAUAGCCUUCUACGCUUAUAUGUCCAAAUCAGAACCUGCACCUAUCACUCACCAUACAUUGGUCUUUGAUGUCGAGAAAACAAAUCUCGGAAACGGAUACAAUAAAUACAGCGGGACGUUUGUCGCACCCGCAGCGGGGGCGUAUGUGUUCACCUGGACAAUCAACACUAACCCACACGGCGCACACUUCAUCAACUUAAUGGUCAACAAUGCGGUUGUUGGGGGAUCUCUGACAGACACACAAGAUGCUAACGACUACGACUCGGACUCAUCCACUGUGGUGGUCGCCUUAAACACGGGGGACAGUGUCAAUCUCCGGACCACAAGUGCAAGUGACCGGGCUCAAAUCUACGUUGAUAUUCACGCUUUCACGUGCUUCUCAGGAUGGAUGAUUUAAUAUAAAUUAUAAAUAACAACGCAAA